Budorcas taxicolor (takin) is the source of this 516-nucleotide messenger RNA. RefSeq names its product transmembrane protein 244 (gene TMEM244). NCBI's taxonomy places the organism in Eukaryota, Metazoa, Chordata, Mammalia, Artiodactyla, Bovidae. The transcript is spliced from 6 exons. The record is from RefSeq and is a predicted model, not a curated record. The coding region runs from base 1 to 516 and encodes 171 amino acids.
AUGGGAAAUAUUGAAGAGCACAGGGAGGUUGAGAACAAUGGGCAGAAAGAGAAGGGAUUUGAUGAGCAAAGGGAAGUCUACAGACAAAGGGUUGUUUGGCAGAACCUUCUCAUAUGUGUCAUCCUUUUUUACACUGUGUACUACGUGGUUCUGGGCAUGUGCUAUGUGAUGCUCAAGGUGUAUGAGUUGGAUGUCCUGGCACCAUUUGAUUUCAAAACAAAUCCUUCAUGGCUCAACACAAAUUAUAAAGUUCUUUUAGUCUCAACAGAGGUCACCUACUUUGUUUGUGGAUUACUUUUCGUUCUGGUAGUGGAAGAGUGGGUUUGGGAUUAUGGUAUUUCAGUAACUAUUCUUCAUGUUGCCAUCACUUCAACUGUUAUGCUGGAAUUCCCCUUGACGUCACACUGGUGGGCUGCCUUAGGAUUCGGCUUAAUUUCAAUGAUAUGCGGAGGCCAGACUUUAGCAUACUGUUUGUUCAAAGAUAAUUUUAUCUAUCCAGAUCUGGAUGAUUUCUAA